GUCUUCUCGAAAGUUCGUCUCCCUCAAAACCGUGGAAACCAAACUGCACGUAACGAGUUGUUGUUUCCGUCUAUCAAUAAUGCACUGUUUCAAGUGACUUCUGUCGGCUUAGUCGCAAGCGGCAUACAUUCAGAGCUCGAGAAGUCACUUAUAAGAACAUGCAUCGACGGCCCCACAUUUGAAACAUUAUAGUGGUCAGCCUCAACUUCAGAGAUAGGUAUGGAAAUAUCCGCCAGCGAGUAUUUUCGAGUUGAUCUCCAAGAUCAACUUCCCCAGCAAGAGAUUGUGAGGCGUCAGGAAAUUAAGCGUUGGCUUGAGUGGCAGUUUGACAGAUGGGAAAGUGACGAACAACAUCUUUGGUCAGCAAUUCCUCACGCAAAUACUCUUUCGUUCAUCGGUCUGAAUUGGUCGUCUAUUCUUCCAAAAUUAAGGCAUUAUAUCAAUCAUAAGCAUGUAGCAUUUGAGAUCCUUUCGGAGCUACAGCUAUGUCCUAUCCGAGCCUCAAUCGUGAACUCAUAUCGAAGUCGACAUAAACGUCCACCAGACACUUGGCUUUACAGCCAAUAUCGCCAAUAUGGCAUCCGCAUUCAGGAUUUCGGGGAGACAAUCCAGAAAUAUCACAUCCCUUUCAUUGAUGUUACUGGAAAUCCAGAUGUACCAUAUGACAGCCACCUCAAAUUUCGGAACACCAGCCGUUACCUGAUGUCACGAAUGGCUCCUCGUCCGUUCUCUCAAGGAGUCUCAAGUACUUGCCGUCUGAUUAUUUUCCCCCAGACCAGAUACUCUUUCAUUGAAGAUGAGAUGUUCCACUCGCUUUAUCCCCUUCCAGAAGAACAGGCCAAGCUUAUGGCUCACAAGCUCUUACAUCGCCUUCAGGGAAAUAGUGGAUAUUUCAAUGCGCUACCUAAUCCAUAUACAGACUCUUUCACUCAGAAGACUUAUGAUGGACGCAGUGUUCGGGCAUUCCAAUACUUCGCAGCGCUAUAUCCCGUGAUAGAGUUUCAAUUCGUCGACGACUACAACAAUAGGAAAGCAACAGAGAAAUUCAUCACUUCGAUACAGAAGCAGGACCUCAAAGGUUUUCCGACGAUCUCGCAAGGAAGGUACUCGAGAAAGUUUGAUCUAGCCGAGGAAUCUAAAUUUCGCUCCACGGUUCUUCACGGUGACACUUGUCCCGAGAGGAUUCAAAGUGCUAGGGCGUUGUUUGAGUACGCUUGUGGUGACCACGAUACUUUGAAGCUUGAUGCACGACAAACGUCGUUGCUAGGAGAUUUCGAAGCAAGCAUCAGCAUUGAAAAGCGGCUGAUAGUCGUAGAUCCUCUCUGGAUUCUUAUUUUUCCUGAAUCAGACACCAUCUGCGCAUUCAGAAAUGAAAGUAUGGAUGAUCCGUUUAAAGAAAUAUGGGGUGAUAUGAAUGGCCCUCAAGACAUGGGGCAUUUGUUAAUCCAGCUUGUGAACAAUGCGGAUAAGUGCAUGGGAAGCUAUGAGUCGAUCUAUCGAAAGAGGUUGUCGAGCUUACAAUUUCAACUUCACUCUACUGGCGAUCACCACUUGGUCAAGCUCUUAAGCGAUUAUGUGGCCGAGCUCGCUAUCCUACUCGACCCACUGCAGUCCCAAAUAAAUACACUCAAACACUGGUACAAUUGCCAAGAAAGUAUUUGGCGCCAGUCCUCCGCAUUGACACGCGACAUGUUCGAGAAUGCUAUCAAGACCAGGGAAAUCCAUCUGGAAUCGUUAAAACGACUUCAUGAGCGAGCUAGAGAGCACCAGGCAUUGCUUUUUCAACUCAGCAACACAGAAGCCGCAUAUCUCCAAUCACAGGUUGCUAUCGAAAUGGCCAAGGAAACAAAACUCCAAGUUCAACUUGCCCUCAAAAUGGCUAUUCAGAAUAAAUCCAUUCUGAUCUUCACAAUUAUCACCGUAAUCUUUCUUCCACUUUCUUUCUUUACCUCGUACUUUGGUAUGAACACAGAUGACAUCCGGUCGAUGGAGAAAGGCCAGUGGUUUUUCUGGUCUGUGUCGGCACCACUCUCCAUAGCCAUCAAUGUCAUCACUUUUCUGAUCGCUUUCAAAGGCCGGAUAAGGGAAACACUUUCAAAGCCCUUUAGAAGGCGCAACAAGAUGAUAGAGGUCGACUCGUUAUCGAAAGUAGAUGACUAAUUAAAUGGUUAAAAAUCUUGAAUCUGACACCAUGAUACUCACAGUUUGAAAAUGGAUGAUUACCUGUACUGUACGAACAUAGAACUUUGUGGUGGGAGAACGAGCAAAACAGCAUUGACGCACAUGAUCUGCGUUUUUGGGGUUUGUCGUUUGAUAUCAAAAAUUGAAAAUGUACGGAGAAUUGCGGCAUAAAGUGGUGCAACUACGGGCUUGGUCCCCUAAAAUAGUGCUCUCCAAGGCAACAAUGUAGCCAUAGCACACUGUAAAUAGUAGUAUCGG
This is a messenger RNA of Mollisia scopiformis, 2439 nucleotides long. RefSeq lists its product as uncharacterized. Lineage: Eukaryota; Fungi; Ascomycota; Leotiomycetes; Helotiales; Mollisiaceae. Gene Ontology annotation, molecular function: metal ion transmembrane transporter activity. The record is from RefSeq and is a predicted model, not a curated record. Gene Ontology annotation, biological process: transmembrane transport; metal ion transport. The transcript is spliced from 7 exons. Gene Ontology annotation, cellular component: membrane. The coding region runs from base 220 to 2160 and encodes 646 amino acids.